AGGAAGCGGUGACUGGCUGAAUAGCAAACUGGGGUUGGGACAUGGAAGUUUCUGACUUCCACGACUGACGACGCGGGGGCCCAGGCGCCCAGAAAAGUGAAGUCGACCCAGCAGCCCUGCUCCGAGGGACGCUCCACGAAAGCGGAGGUGCAGGGAGGCUCGACCACAAUUCGCUGUAACCUGAGCCAAGCUCCGGCGGAAGGGCGGCCAGGGACCGAUUAAAAGGGUCAGCUCCGGGGACUGGGCGAGACCGCGAGAACUUUGUCCUCCUUAGGCUGAAGCCGGCGGGAGUCCCGGAGGACGUGUAAUUUGAGCAGAGCUUCCAAGGUCACGCGGAGACGCGCGAGGCCUUUGAUGAAAGAGCUACUUCAGGGUUUGAAGGGUAGGCGUCCAACAGCGGAACUCAAGAAAGAACGCGGGGAGCGGCGGGACCCGGGGCCGCGGCGGGACCCGGGGCCGCGGCAGGGCGUCCACUCGGCAAUCUUCGGCUGAGGUUCGGCCACCCCCGCCCCCCUAACUUCGGCCUCAGCCUCGAGCUCAGGGCCGAUCCGGAAACAGCCGAGCGGAUCCGGAAACAGCCGAGAAGACCCGGAAGCGGUGAGCGCCGUCACCAGGGAGUGCGGGAACCCGCCGUUUGCGCGGAGGCAAUGGCGGCAGCUGCGCCGGCGGCCGCGGGCGAGGAUGGCCGGCGGCGGCUGCCAGGGGCCGCGCUGGACAUCCAGCCCCAGGAAGGGGCAAAAGUUGAAGCUGAGUCCGGGGAGCUCGAACGGCUUCGGGCUGAGCUAGCAGGCGCCCUGGCAGAAAUGGAAACCAUGAAGGCUGUGGCCGAGGUGAGCGAGAGCACGAAGGCCGAGGCUGUGGCGGCGGUGCAGCGGCAAUGCCAAGAGGAGGUGGCCUCGCUGCAAGCCAUCCUGAAAGACUCCAUCAGCAGCUAUGAAGCCCAGAUCACGUCUCUGAAGCAGGAGCGGCAGCAGCAGCAGCAGGACUGUGAGGAGAAGGAGCGGGAGCUGGGGCGCCUGAAGCAGCUGCUGUCUCGGGCUCACCCCCUGGACUCCUUGGAGAAGCAGAUGGAAAAGGCCCAUGAGGACUCGGAGAAGCUGCGGGAGAUCGUGCUGCCCAUGGAGCAGGAGAUCGAGGAGCUGAAGGCGAAACUGCUGAGGGCGGAGGAGCUGAUCCAAGAGAUCCAGAGACGGCCCCGGCAUCCCCCUUCCCUGCACGGCUCCACGGAGCUGCUCCUGUCCCGGGACCCAUCUCCCCCUCUGGAGCCUCUUGAGGAGCUGAGUGAGGACGGGGGCCCAGCGGCUGAGGCCUUCGCCCACAACUGUGAUGACAGCGCCUCCAUCUCCUCCUUCUCCCUUGGCGGGGGGCCCAGCGGCAGCGCCUCCCUGCCCCGCAGCCGCCAGGGCUUGAGCCCCGAGCAGGAGGAGACAGCCUCUCUGGUGUCCACGGGCACCCUGGUCCCUGAAGGCAUCUACCUACCCCCUCCUGGUUACCAGCUGGUCCCAGACAACCAGUGGGAGCAGCUGCAGUUGGAGGGGCAGCAGCUGCAGAAGGACCUGGAGAGCGUCAGCCGGGAGCGGGACGAGCUGCAGGAGGGCCUGAGACGGAGCAAUGAGGACUGCGCCAAGCAGAUGCAAGUCCUCCUGGCUCAGGUCCAGAACUCAGAGCAGCUGCUGCGGACCCUGCAGGGAACCGUGAGCCAGGCGCAGGAGCGCGUUCAGCUGCAGAUGGCAGAGCUGGCCAACUCCCACAAGUGCCUGAGCCACGAGGUAAAGCGCCUGACAGAGGAGAACCAAGGGCUCCGCGCUGAGCAGCCACCAUCCUCAGCUCCCCGGGUCCUGGAGCAGGAUGAGGGCUGGGAGGAGUCGCUGCCCAGCUCGCUGCCGGAGCUGCAGCAGCUGGUGCGCCGCACGCAGCAGGAGGCGCGGGCCCGCCAGCAGGCCCAGGAGCACGAGGCUGAGAGGCUGCGGAUUGAGAUCGUGACUCUGCGGGAGGCACUGGACGAGGAGACAGCGGCGAGGGCCAGCCUGGAGGGGCAGCUGAGGGUGCAGCGGGAGGAGACAGAGGUGUUAGAGGCCUCCCUGUGCAGCUUGAGGAUGGAGAUGGAGCGCGUCCAGGAGGAACAGAGCAAGGCCAAGCGGCAGGAGGUCCUCAGGCCGUCACAGGGCUUGGGCCGCACAGAAGAGGCCCAGCUCACAGACCUUCUCUCAGAGCAGCGGGCAAAGAUGCUGCGGCUGCAGGCGGAGCUGGAGACCAGUGAGCAGGUGCAGCGGGAUUUCGUACGACUGUCCCAGGCCCUGCAGGUGCGCCUGGAACGGAUCCGCCAGGCAGGGAGCCUGGAGCAGGUGCGCAGCAUCAUAGAUGAGGCGCCCCUUCGGGAUGUCAGGGACAUCAAGGACACCUGAGGGGCCGGCACCCACCCACCCUGGAGGAGACCUCCCUUCACUCCUGAACUGUGAGGCCGAGGCUUGAGGCGGGUGGUCUCAGGAUGGAGUCGUCACCCUCUCCAAGGCCGGGGUUGAGGUGAUGGGGCCACCGCUGCCCUGUCCCCUGCAGCGCUCCUCCUAAGGGCGGCUGGGCCUUCUGCUUCCAAAGAUGACACCCGUGCGAGGGUCCCAAGCCCCUCCGUGAGCCAGCUUGGCCCUGUGGCUUUCUGGCUGCCAUGAUGCCUCCUGGGUUCCAACCCUCCUGCGCUCGCUACCACCCAGACUAACAGCCACACCUGUCACCUCGUGUCCCCUUCCCCCAGGGACAGCUGCGAGUGGUGGCGGGGAGCCUUGGGGUGCGUCCCCAGCCCCCUCCACACCCGCGCCCUGGGCAGGUGGCUGCUUCCCAGACUGCGUUGACACUAAGAUGCUUGUCCCCAGGGGCCCGAGCCAGGCCCCAAGAUGUGUGCAUGGAGACAAGGCCAGAUUUUUCUGUCAUUUAUUUUCAAUAAAUAAGCAGCU
Messenger RNA from Budorcas taxicolor (takin), 2948 nucleotides. RefSeq names its product rabaptin, RAB GTPase binding effector protein 2 (gene RABEP2). Gene Ontology annotation, cellular component: intracellular membrane-bounded organelle. The record is from RefSeq and is a predicted model, not a curated record. Gene Ontology annotation, molecular function: growth factor activity; GTPase activator activity. The transcript has 14 exons. NCBI's taxonomy places the organism in Eukaryota, Metazoa, Chordata, Mammalia, Artiodactyla, Bovidae. Bases 648 to 2405 code for a protein of 585 amino acids. Gene Ontology annotation, biological process: endocytosis.